Molecule: messenger RNA, 1473 nt
Organism: Talaromyces rugulosus
Lineage: Eukaryota; Fungi; Ascomycota; Eurotiomycetes; Eurotiales; Trichocomaceae
Exons: 4
Coding region: 1-1473 (490 amino acids)
Biological process (GO): transmembrane transport
Molecular function (GO): transmembrane transporter activity
Source: RefSeq, a predicted model, not a curated record
AUGAUCGCACGCAUCUUCGACCGCAGUCAAGCUCCCUGGGGUCUCAAAUACAGAACGAGUAACUGGUUUAUUGUUCUCACAGUGUCGUGUGCUGUUUUUACCGACAUCUUUCUCUAUGGAGUUAUUGUCCCGGUUAUCCCAUUUGCGCUGCAGGAAAGGGCGAAUGUGGGCGAAGACCGAGUUCAGUACUGGGUAUCGGUCCUUCUCGCCGUGUAUGGUGUUGGACUGGUUGUUUUUUCUCCAAUAUGCGGUUGGUUCUCCGAUAGAAUUUCCGCGCGCCGCUGGCCACUUCUCCUCGGCCUGAUCGCGUUGCUCGGCGCGACUGUGAUGUUGAAUGUAGCAACCAGUAUCCCCGUGUUCAUCGUCGGCCGGCUUCUUCAAGGAAUCAGUGCAGCCGUGGUCUGGGUCGUGGGACUUGCCCUGCUCGCUGAUACAGUGCCUAGAAAGUCGCUGGGCCAGUAUAUCGGGUAUGUGAGUCUGGGGAUGACGCUGGGGUUUAUGUUGGGUCCGCUGCUCGGGGGUGUGUUGUUUAAAAAAGCUGGUUAUAAUGGGGUUUGGGCGCUGUGUUAUGCUUUUAUUGGAUUGGACUUUGUGUUUCGUAUUGUUCUGAUUGAGAAGAAGGAUGCGAAGAAGUGGGAUAUUGCUGCUGCCGGUGGCUCGGAUUCGCACGGAGAUGGCCAGACUGAGCGUUCACCUGAGGCCGAAGCAGAGGAAGAGAUAUAUGAUCAGCCUGCAGUCCAAACAGACCCGUCACAAACGCAGACUCGACUCCAAAAGCUGACCUCGCGACUCCCCCCGGUCAUCACCCUCCUCGCGUCUCGCCGUCUCCUCGCCGCUCUAUUCGCCUCGAUCACCCAGGCCUCUCUCAUCGCCUCCUUUGACUCGGUACUCCCUCUCUUCGUCAACGAGACCUUUGGCUGGGAAUCACUGCAAUCCGGAAUCUUGUACCUCACCAUCGUGAUCCCCACGCUGGCAUCCCCGCUCGUCGGUUACUUCUCAGACCGGUACGGAGGUCGCCUGUUCUCCUUUGCAGGUUUUUUGCUCGCCUGUCCGAUUUUUGUGUUGCUGCGUCUGGUAGACCACAACUCUCUUUCUCAAAAGGUGUUGCUAGUCGCCCUGCUCGUGCUUAUCGGCUGCGCAUUGACUCUCUGCUUCCCACCCAUCAUGGCUGAAAUCACGCACGUCGUUAUCGCCAAGGAGGAAUCAUCGCGAAAAUCUACGGGUAGAGUUACUACUUUGGCAAAAGGCGGCGCCUAUGCACAGGCAUACGCGCUGUUCAACGUGGCGUUUGCGCUGGGAACGCUCGUGGGCCCGCUCUGGGGGGGACUGAUCAAACAGCGCUAUGGAUGGAAUACUAUGUCGUGGACACUGGGUCUGCUGUCUGGUGUGACAGCAGUGCCGUGUUUGAUAUGGGUGGAUGGGAGUUUGAGGAGGACGGACAGGGGCGUUUUCAGCAGGAGAUAUCAGUCGUGA